This is a messenger RNA of Cryptococcus amylolentus CBS 6039, 1755 nucleotides long. RefSeq lists its product as hypothetical. The coding region runs from base 369 to 1490 and encodes 373 amino acids. Gene Ontology annotation, molecular function: hydrolase activity, hydrolyzing O-glycosyl compounds. Gene Ontology annotation, biological process: glucan catabolic process. Lineage: Eukaryota; Fungi; Basidiomycota; Tremellomycetes; Tremellales; Cryptococcaceae. The record is from RefSeq and is a predicted model, not a curated record. The transcript has 6 exons.
CCCUUCUGCGCGAAAAUUAUGCACAACAAAGCAGUGCCUACGCACCUCUCUUACCAUCCACACAUGUCAUGAUCCCAUUGCGCUUGCAUCGCACGGGCCUCAUGAUAUGAAGAAGGGCACCGCUUGCCCCAGUAGCGCUGGUAUCGCCGUCGCAAAGCGCAACGAGAUGAAGGAUCAAUAGGUUGCGGCAUCGCGCAGGCUUUAUUUGACGACUGCGCUAACGUCGCCGUCGACGCCUAUAUAAAAGUACGCGAGAGUCUCUUUUCUCGUUGUUGUUGCAUUUGUCGCACGAUUCAACAUCCAAUCUCUCUUUUACAGUCCUUACAUCUCAAGCAACAGAGACUUCACUCGACCUCGAAUUGACGAUAAUGCUUGGAUCUACCGCUUUUGCAGUCUUUGGCCUGGUUCUGGCCAGUGCUGGUGUGCAGGCGAGCACGCCUCUGGUUCGAAGUUAUGAGGGUGAUACCUUCUUUGACCGAUGGCAAUAUUACGGCUAUUACGACAACACAACCAACGGUGAUGCCUACUAUGCCAACAAGAGUGUCGCGACUGGCUCACCCGAGCUCACCUACCUUACCGAUGCGGGAACUGCCAUCAUCAAGGUCGACAACACCUCUACCGUGGCCUACAACGAAAAGCGAAACACCAUCAAGCUCACCUCUGAGGACACCUACCCUGUUGGCUCGGUAUGGGUUUUGGACGCCGUCCACUUGCCUUAUGGUUGUUCCGUCUGGCCUGCGUUCUGGAGUUACGGUACCGGUGCCACCUGGCCUGAGCAGGGAGAGAUCGAUACCAUUGAGGGCGUGAACAUGGGUUACUCGAACCGCAUGGCCUUGCACACUGAGGACGGUUGCUCCAUCGAGGCUUCCAGCACCCAGUACUCUGGUACCGUCAACGACACCUCGUGCUACUACUCUGACAACGACAACUCUGGCUGUGGUGUCACCGACACUGACUACAACUCUUACGGUUCUGGCUUCGCGUCGAACGGCGGUGGUGCGUUCGUUACCGAGUUGUCUGAGGAUGGUAUCAGCAUCUGGUUCUUUGAGCGAUCUGCCAUCCCCGAUGCCGUCUCCAAUGCCAACGACAGCAUCGACACCAGCAGCUUGGGUACCCCUAGUGCUUAUUGGGGCUCGAGCACUUGUGACAUUACCGAGUUCUUUGGUGACCAGUCCCUUGUCUUUGACAUCACCCUUUGUGGUUCCUGGGCUGGCCAGUCCAGCAUCCUCUCCACCACUGGUUGUUCUGCUUUGAGCGGCUCCGACACUUGUUACACUACCUACGUGCUCGACUCUACCAACUACGACACCGCCUACUUUGAGAUCAACUACUUGAAGGUCUACUCCAAUUCCUCUUCCUCAUCCAACUCCUCUUCCUCCUCCUCUUCUUCCAGCUCGAGCUCGAGCUCUGGCGUGUCUGCCACUUCUACCCUCGGCUGGCUCCUCACCGGUAUCAUGGGUGCCUCUGCCUUUGUCGGCAGUAUGCUGUAAAACUAGUCUUCUUUGAAAGCUAGACUAGAAUGCGCGAUGCCCUUGGGGAGUAAUGUCGAGAAGAUAGAAUAACUUAGAAUAGAGGCGAGAUCAGAUUGUAUUAGAGGGGAGAGUAUACCUUUGACGUGAUAACGGACACUUUGCGAGGGACCAUCUUCAUGGAUGCAUGAUGCUUGCUGUUGAUGUGAAUGGUGCAAAGAAGACCACCCAGCACUGGACGAGAGGCUGAUGACGAGGCCCAGCUGUGACCACUCCAAGAGUCGAG